AUAUAUAUAUAUAUGAAUAUACAUAUAUAUAUGUGUGUGUAUAUAUGCGCAUAUACGACAUUGAGAUGAGCAGCAAACGUAUACACGAUGUGGACGAUCCCACCGAGGAUGCCCUGAAGGCAACGUCAUUCGCUCAACAGAUCUUCUCGAAGCCGGUUCGCUCCCCAGCGGAUCUAGGGAAAUGGAAGCGUUCGCACGCCUACAACGAUUUGAUCACGUACAUCAAUAAUACCAGCAUGGCCAUACAGGGUCACCGGCAGAAUAGCAAAGACUUUGUCGUCACCAGGCAGAUGGAGAAAUUGAGCAAGAUCUUCAACUGGCUGGAGCGUCUGGUUCAGGAAUGCCAUCCCUUGGGCAUUGGGCAUGGUUUGUUACGCUGCGUCGGCAAUGAUAAGAUCAAUAUGAUGGAUUCGACAUUGUCGUUGCGCCAAAAAUGCCAUCGGGCGUACCGGCACUGGGUGAAGCUGGUCCAGGAGCGGGUCUAUUCCAUAUUGGAGCUCCAGGUGAAGCCCCACUGCAAGCACAUCAAUGAGCUGGCCCAAUAUCUGACCCGUUCGUUUGGCAGCCUACAGCAGUAUGACUAUGGGCCCGGCCAUGAGCUGAUGUUCGUGUUCUAUUUGUGCAGCCUGUUCAAGUCGGGCAUAUUGGGUGCCGAUGAUACUGUGGCAGCCGUCCUAUUGCUCUUCCAGCGCUAUUUGGAUCUGGUGCGCCGCCUCACCUCGUUCUUUCGCCUGACGAUCAGUCGCGAGCGCGACAGCAAUGUGGUCGAAGAGCGUAACGUCUUGCCCUACAUCUGGGGCUGUGCCCAGCUCUGCCGGAGCCAUCCGUUCGAUCCGCCCCAAUGGGAGCUGCCCGCGGUAAUGGAGACAUACCGCAAGAACUAUAUGCUGCUCAGCAGCCUCGAGCAUUUGCAGAAGAAAAUGAAUCAUGUGGCGCUCGGUGUCCACUCGUAUCAGCUGUGGUGUGUACUCUCCCUAUCCAAUUGGCCGGACGCCUACACUGGCCUGAUGGCCAGCUAUGUGAAGCAUGUGCUCAGUGAUUUCUAUACCAUCCAGGAUUUGGUAUUCUGUGAGAUGUUGUCCUUUACGCGUCAGCCCUCUGAGUAUUUGCAGCAGGCAUUUUUGGGUGAGCCGCCGGAGUUGCCGACGCCAACCUCGUCAACGGACGAUUCCGAAGAGCAGGAGGAGGAGAAGGUGGAGGAAGAGGAUGACUCAGAGACUGAACAACUGAUGCAGGAGUCGCGACACAUUCAAGCCAUCGAAAAGAAACGGAAACUCAAUGAAAAAACUCGUAUACUCUACGCGGCCUGUCUGCCCGUACCGCUAUAUCGCAAUCUGAAGACGGACGUCUUUCUGGGCUUCCAGGAUCCGCGUAAGCCCAUCGAAAAGCCGGAUGAUGCUACUGCCCAUGUGCUGCGGCGACCGCGCUGCCGCCAUGAGGCCGAACGCCGAGAGACGUCACCAGAGUUAUACAAUAACCAAAACAAAACGGGCUCCCUUGAUUCGGAAAAUGCCAUAAAGGUAUUGACAGGCAACGUCUCCGGAGCGUCAUACUACACCAUCUGAUCUGACCUGAUCUGAGUGAAUCGCCAAAAGCUAACUAGCUGGCAGGCAGGCAGGAGCAAUCAUCUUUAUAUUUCGAUACAUUUGCAUAUAAACCUUCAUACAGCGAUAAAUAAAUAUA
Messenger RNA from Drosophila arizonae, 1683 nucleotides. RefSeq names its product serine/threonine-protein phosphatase 2A activator. Gene Ontology annotation, molecular function: protein tyrosine phosphatase activator activity; peptidyl-prolyl cis-trans isomerase activity. Gene Ontology annotation, biological process: mitotic spindle organization. Gene Ontology annotation, cellular component: cytoplasm; nucleus; protein phosphatase type 2A complex. Lineage: Eukaryota; Metazoa; Arthropoda; Insecta; Diptera; Drosophilidae. The record is from RefSeq and is a predicted model, not a curated record.